Molecule: messenger RNA, 4407 nt
Organism: Cladocopium goreaui
Lineage: Eukaryota; Dinophyceae; Suessiales; Symbiodiniaceae
Source: the annotation of a GenBank genome assembly
AUGAUCUUCGGGAGAAAGCCCCAGCUGCCGAAGCCACCAUUGCAAACAAUGCGGCUGCGUCUCGGAGGACAUAGUAGCAAUCGCUACAAGGUCUACUCUUUGAACGCAGGCCUCUUGUGGGCGGAUUUUGUGGAGCAGCAGUGCCCGGCUUGCCGCAAGUACUUCUUGGGGAAUUGGUCUUUCAAGCGGCAACAGUCUGGCUACGGGCAUAUAUCAAAUUUGCAAUGUCAGUCAUCCGCCGCAGAUGGCUUUUUCAUUAUACCUCGCUACCGGAGCUUCUUUGCGGUUGAAAUAGCACUUCUCAAACACCUCACUGACAGCUUGCAUUUCAGCGGAGGGUCGAUGAAGGCUGCAGUCUUGGUAUGGGCCAUGCGUCAUUCAGAGGCUUGGCAGCAGGAUUUGCUCUUGGGCCCAGACAGAACUCAGCUGCCGCAUACCAUCAGCAACUUGUUGUCCGCUUGGUAUUCUUGGAGGGCCUUUGACAUGGCAGGCCAGCUAGCUGAGCCUAUUGUUUGGGAUAUGACCCCAGCCGGCUUCGACGCUUCCUUGUUAGCGCAUACAGCGGCCAUCCGAGAGCAGCAUUUAGAUUGGGUUGCGGCCCAUAUCAAAGCAUGCCCUCGCUGUCAUGACAAUCCUUGCUUCAUUGUGGAUGGGAAGGCUGGCGCUCGGCGACUGAUUUGCGCAGGCACAGAUGGUACAGUAUCCUUCCCAGACCUUGGCGUAGAAUUCGCUUCUGGCUGCACCAACUUUGCGCACGCAAAGCACCAGCAUUGCUCUGCAUGCCGCCACUUGCCCGAACAUGACCACCUCAUUGCCCAUCAGCUUUCCGUGCUUGGCACAGAAGAGCGCGAGGAUGCUGACGGCCAAGGCCUUGAGAUCAUGUACGUCGUGCAAUGCAAAGAUCCUUCUGAUGCCUCGCAGGUAGUGGAAUUGCUUCUGCCGCGCCAAGAGGUGCGAAAAGAUUUGCUCUUGACCUUUGAAAGAGGGCUUUUGCCACAAAAGACAGAUCAUCGCAACAAAAAAGCUGCAAAAGCCAAGGGCUCGAGACAAAAAGCUCGGUGGCUGCGAAAAAACGAUGCAUCUUGUUCAAGCAUUCUGGCGCCCAAGAAGGCGCGUGUCAAGAAGAAGCCACGUUUGCCUGCCAAGCCUGCCAAGUUAGAGCCCACUGAGUGCACAGUCGACAAAGAUACCCACCGCCGCCGCCGAACCACAGGAGGCAUUUUGACUUGUGUGCUUAGUUGCGGAUUGUUGGCCGACUUCAUCGAGAUGUGGCGUGGGGAGCAAAUGGAAUUAGUGUACGUCUUUCUCCUUCAGUUUCUCAAAGACAUGCAGACGCGUGGGGUUUCCAUUUCUUGCGUUGCCUAUGAUAAUGCUUGCAAGCUGUGGAAAACAGUGCAAGAGAAGAAGGAUAGCAGGCCGCCAUGGUCUACCAACUUUUCACAAAUGGGGUUGGUUCUGGACCACUUCCACAAGCGCAAUCAUACGUGGUGCUUGAAGAAUCUUCCCCAGACAAACCCGGACACACCGCAAAAUGCGGCGCUGCUGAAAAACAAAAACACUGAAGCGUGCGAACAGCUGAACAGCUGGAUCACAGGAAGAACCAAAUCCAGCUUGGAGAUGCCACCUGGUCGCUUUGCCAUUUAUUGGCGCACCUUGUUCCAGCAGCACAAUGUUUGGUUGGAGGCAGAGGCUGACUGCUUGCGAAGACGAUUUGCCAAAGGCAAGAUGCAGCAUGUUUUCAUUGUGCACGACCAGCGGCCGAACCUGGGUACAUGGUCCAAGCCCAAGGAGCCGGUCAGUCUGACUCCGCGACGCAAUGAAGAAACUCAAUUCAGCAACGUGCCAUCCUUGCUCAAAGACUUUUGGAGGGAUGCGCGAAGCAACUUGGUAGGCGGAGAAGGUAUGCAGCGCUGCGACAUUCGGCAUCCAAGGUUUCUGUCUCGGUGCACGCAUUGUAAGAUGUCCACACUUCGACACUUCCUCUGCUUGGCUUUGGUUUGUGGAGCACGUGCUGCGAAAAGAGGGAAAUACACGCCAGCGAUGCCUGAGGAGCGCACCAUGAAUGGCAAAGAUGUGCGCCAAGCCACAAAGCUCUUAGAGACCAUGUGCCCUUUCCCUUCCGAGACUAUGGCCCAAACUGUGCCCUGUUCUUGGCAGUUCGCUGGGGCCCUAGCGUGGGCCACGAGCUUGCAUCAGAGCUGCGCCUUUGUGCACCUUCUCAUCAUGUUGUCACUGGUCCUGAACGCCGUUCAAGUCCGUUUUGGAGGCAUCUUAGGAAAAUUCCCCAACAUCCUGAUGCUUCAGCAUGGUGAACCUGGGGAUGGCAAAUCCAUUGCCCUGUGGCUGGUCCUUCAAGUUUUGUACUACUUCGACACCAUCAAAAGCAAGCAUGAUGCUGCCAGGCAUCGCAUCGACUCGCGCCGCUAUGAAGAAGCAAAGCGGGCUUACGAAGGAGCGCUUGCAAUCAAUGACCCUGAAGCUGAAGAGCCAGUUCCACCAACCAAGCCAGAAAAACGAGAUUCUGUGCAGAACAAAGGAACUUUCUAUGGAUUGGGAUGCCUCCUCGAGAAGCAAGGACAGUCUCGCUUUCAUGUGCGAAACCCGCAUGUUGUGGGCGCUGUCCUGAUGCACCUCGAAGAGUUGCUGGACAUUGGGAAGAAAGGCGACAGCGUUGCGGGACUCCCACGCUUCUUGAUCGGUCAUUUCUCAUCAGUCUGCAGCAAGGUCUGCCCAGAGAACUUGUCUGCCCAGGAAAUGCAAAACUUGCUCCUCGAAGACCCCAAUUAUUUCAAUGACCUUUCUUAUGAUGAGAUUGUCAAGGCUGCAACCAACUUGCUCUUGCUUGCUGAUGCGGCUUUUCCUUAUCAGCGUCGGAGAGACGAUGAAGUAGGGCCUGCCGCAAGCAGGUACUCCGAGAUCCGAGGAAUUCACACCAUGGAGUUUGCAGAGGGCGUUGUUAGCAGUUUCCAACAAGACUUCAAUGAGAUGGUGGAUGAUUACCGUAAGGCCAAGAAAGCAGGCGAUGCCAAGGCAGCACUUCUCAGCAAAGACAAGACCAGGCCCCUUCAGUUCAUCCCAGGCAUCCACAUCUUUGAGCAAGGCUUGCUCCACCUCUUGUCCUUGGCAAGCGUCCCCGCUGAUCAAUGGCAGAACCUUUCCCCAGAAGACAUGGUGCGGAAAGUGGCCGCGGUAAAUCCAGAUGUUUUCUUCAGUGAUUUUCUGCCAAGCUCCGUGCCUCCAUGUGCUACCCAGCAAUCCGUUGAUGCAGCAUUCUCUCUUUCCAGGUGGUUCCAAUCUGUCUACCACUUCAGCACGAACGCUGCUCAAAAGCUGGACGAAUUUCGAAAAGACCGUCUUAUUAAGACGGACUUGCCGCAGCCGAGCGCCCAAGCAUUUGCUGAGAAGCUGCAAAAGGCUGCUGCCACAUUGAUUGACCCCGGCAACACCUUUCUGACCAUGGACAGGGUUACCUACAAACGCUUUGUCUUCGAUGCCAGCAACACGGAUGCCGAAGUCUAUGCCAAGCACUGCGACCUCAUCCUUCUCGCCCUGAUUGGCUUCAUUGCCAUCGGCCAUGGAAACUGGGCAAAGGUAAAGUACGCAGAAGAUGAUCCCAACUUCAUGUUGGCGGCCAACCGGCUGCAACUGUUCUCCCCAGAAGUCUCUUUUCAGGAGUUGCGCGCUGCCGUUCCUUUCAAUGAAGGGCCUCUUCCCAACCUUGACCAGGACAAUGCAGACACUGUGUGUCAAGCAUUGGUCAAACUUCUGAAAGGCUUCCCGAUUGCCAUUGACAAGCUGCCUGACAUUCAGGCUCUUGCUGUGCACGCCGACAUUCCGCCUUCGCAACCUGAUCCUGGUGCAUCACAAGCUGUCGCAACUUCUCCGCACAAGAAGCCGGAAGAACAGCAUGUGUUGACACAGGUUGCCCUUGGAAAUCCUGAGGCCAGUGAUGAUGAGCCGCCGGCGAAGCGGCUGAAAGACGAACCUCUCCAAGUCGCUGACCUGCGCAAUCACAAAGACACGAUGACGAAGAUGCUGGCUUGGGUCCUCAAGCAGAAGAACCAUUCUAUGCCGCAAUGGCGCUUGAAUGAAAAAGUGCGAGAGGUUCAUCCAACAACAGAAAAAUCUUAUGUGCUGGCUGCCAAAGUCACAAAGCUUUUGAUUUCAGCUACGCUAGCUGUGCCGACGCCAAACAAAACGAACAGCUUUGACCUUGUGAAGGUUCCUCAGGAAAAUCGCGAUUCCAUCGUCAUUGAGUUGGAGAAGGUUGGCAUCUUGAAGCCUGGAGACAAGCAGAAGGUCACAGUGCAGUUGGGAAAAAGAGACACUGCAGCAGUUUUCGAAGAGUGUAAGUUCCAGGAGUGCAUGGCAUUGUGCGCAGAAGGCUUCAAAGGACACGCAGAGUGA